GGUCAGGAAAUAGGCUAAUGGGUCUAAGAUUAGAGUCCAGUGUUUUGCUCUGAAAAUGCACAGCCUACUUCAGGAUCUUACUUGAAACAUUAAAAAAACAAACAAACAAAAAAAAAAAACACGUUGAUUAGGAAUUAAGAUGAAAGAAACUCACAGUUAUGGUUCUGGAACAGAUUAAAAAUGGAAAUCUUAAUUUUAGCGAGGUAAACAAUAGGAGACUGGUGUGAAGUUCCUUGGCCAUACUAGCAGGGUCUCUCUCACACACACACACACACACCCACAGACCCAGACACACACACACACACACACACCCACAGACCCCCAUACACACACACACACACAGACCCACAGACCCACACACACACACUUCCUGCAGAGCUAAGCAGGGUCAGUGCUGUGCUAUGUUUAGCGCUGUUAGCCAUGGCUUAUGCUCCUCUAAUGGGGUUUGGGUAUAAAACCCCUCCCACCUCUUCCUCGGGUUGUGAUUUAACACAACAGCCUCCAGUGAGCAACACUCCCCUGCACACCCUGUCCGAGGCUCCGAGAUACACACAGAACCCACUCCACCGUAUUUCUGAACAACCCAACUAGACCUGACAAUACAGCACAUACAGGGGGUUUCGGCCGCAUGCUGAUUGGCUGACCGCGCCCGCUCGGCAUGAAGCCCCGCAGGCGGCUGCUGUCCGUGGAUCUGCUGCCCACCAUCAGCGAGACGCAGGAGGACGCCGCCCACGCGUGGCACCCCGAGCACGCCGGGCACCGUGGGCACCCCUCCGCCUCCCUGGAGGACUACGUGGCGUCCAUUAAGGAGCUGGCGCAGCCUGCCGCCUUCUCCGCCUGCGCCACGCUCCGGGUGCCAGGGCGCCCGAAACACGCCCUCCCCGCGGCCCCGCCCCCCGGCGCCGCCGCCGCGGCCUGCAAGCCCCGCCUCCCCGUCGCCCUGGACGACAUCGCGCUCGUCUUCGCCGCGGACGCCAAGGGAGAGUGCGGCGGCUCGUGCGCGGCCGCGAGGGACCCGCUGGACUGCCUGUUCGCUCGGGCGGAGGAGUGCGACGGCCUGUCGCUUCCGGAGACUUCCGCGGCCGCGCUGUGUCUGCUGUGAUGCGAGCCCGAGCUCGCCGGGGAUCGGCUCGCCGAACGUGACUGAGCGGACCUCGAUCAUCCCUUUCUCAGGACGGAUAACGAGACUGGAGUCGUAUGAUUUAUACGAUAUACGUCAUAUAUGGACCACUGUGGACUUUAUACUUUUAAAAGCGAUGCGUUUAGCGUUGCACCCCUGGCACUGUCGAACUGUCGUUUUGCAAUAAAACUUUGAUUAUGAUA
Messenger RNA from Anguilla rostrata (American eel), 1323 nucleotides. RefSeq names its product protein DEPP-like. NCBI's taxonomy places the organism in Eukaryota, Metazoa, Chordata, Actinopteri, Anguilliformes, Anguillidae. The record is from RefSeq and is a predicted model, not a curated record. Gene Ontology annotation, biological process: regulation of autophagy. The coding region runs from base 659 to 1102 and encodes 147 amino acids. Gene Ontology annotation, cellular component: mitochondrion. The transcript is spliced from 2 exons.